This is a messenger RNA of Porites lobata, 1033 nucleotides long. The record is from the annotation of a GenBank genome assembly. NCBI's taxonomy places the organism in Eukaryota, Metazoa, Cnidaria, Anthozoa, Scleractinia, Poritidae.
GGUAGUGAUCAACCCAAACAGUAACUGUGGUAGUUGCAAGUUUUGUCAGAAAGGCCAACCACACUUCUGUAAGACUGGCGGCAUCCGUUCAAGUGUUGGAAUCUGGCUAAUGGAGGAUGGUCUCAGUAUUGCCGGGUUUCUGCAGAAGCUAUUCACCUUGUUCCACCUCUGAUACCUCUGCGACAGGCUGCUCUUUGUGAGCCGUUCUCUUGCAUCGCUCAUGGAUUUGACCUGUUAAUGCCAUUAACAACCUCAUCGGACAUUCUUAUCUGUGGUUCAGGAAUUAUUGGACUUUUAUUUGCCUGUUUACUUCACUUUCAUGGCUACAGGGAAGUUACUAUUAGUGAGGUCUCUGAGAGUCGGAGAAGCCUUGCAGCUGGACUAGACCUGGGCUACCAUGUUGUACAUCCAGAUGUUCUCGUGGAUAGGUGUAACGUUGCAAAACUUGAUGGCGAUGAUGGAUGGGGAUUUGAUGCUGUCAUUGACUGCACUGGUGUUCCGGCUGCAGUUGAACAAGCCAUAAAAUGGUUAUGUUGUGCUGGAAAGAUGAUUGUCUUUGGGUGCUGUCCGAAAAAUUCGUCAAUCAAAAUUGAUCCUCAUGAAGUUUAUGCUAAAGAAUUGAAAAUCAUCGGGGCACUUAUUAAUCCUUUUACUUUUCCUAAAGCUAUUCAGUUAGUGAAAGAUAUGUCUGAGAAGUACUUGAAAUAUGAUAAGCUAGGUAUUGCUGUUUUUGAUUUGCCAAGCUACCAGUCAGCUCUUGAUGCCUUGACUAGAGGUGAGAUUUCCAAAGCUGUAUUUCAGAUGUAAGAGAAUACACCAAGUACACCAUAAAUAAACAAAAAAUUAAUACACAUUGAAAUUUGAUCAUGACAUAAACUAAAUUUUGUUUUACAUGCAGUUUAUUUCUUACUCUUUAAAUCCUUAUGUCAAUUUGGUUUUAGAGUUGCUCCUGGCUUAAAGUCAUUGUUCCAGUAACAUAUUUUUUUAUCCUAAAAACAAUAUAAAUAAACAAAAUUAAAAUAGGUGGAUAAUU